This is a messenger RNA of Asparagus officinalis (garden asparagus), 2713 nucleotides long. Its product is annotated as delta-1-pyrroline-5-carboxylate synthase-like. The record is from RefSeq and is a predicted model, not a curated record. Lineage: Eukaryota; Viridiplantae; Streptophyta; Magnoliopsida; Asparagales; Asparagaceae. Gene Ontology annotation, molecular function: ATP binding; kinase activity; glutamate-5-semialdehyde dehydrogenase (NADP+) activity. Bases 117 to 2303 code for a protein of 728 amino acids. The transcript is spliced from 21 exons. Gene Ontology annotation, cellular component: cytoplasm.
AAGUAGUAACCAACCCAUUUCAUUUCUCCUCAGCAAUCGGAACCGAGAAUUUCAAGAAGAAAAAAAAAAGUAAAAUUCAAAAUUUUUUUUCUUGGAGAUUUUCUGGUCGAUCGACAAUGGAUCCGACGAGGAAUUUUAUGAGAGAUGUGAAGCGCAUUAUCGUCAAAGUAGGUACUGCCGUUGUUACUAGAGGCGAUGGAAGAUUAGCUGUAGGAAGGCUGGGAGUUCUUUGCGAGCAGCUUAAAGAACUGAACAGUCAAGGGUUCGAGAUAAUCCUUGUCACUUCUGGUGCAGUCGGCGUCGGCCGUCAGAGGUUGAAGUAUAGAAAACUUGUCAACAGCAGCUUUGCUGAUUUACAGAAGCCACAGGAAGAACUGGAUGGAAAGGCAUGUGCAGCUGUUGGUCAGAGUGGUCUAAUGGCUUUGUAUGAUGCCUUAUUCACUCAGCUGGAUGUGGCAUCAUCUCAACUUGUUGUGACUGAUAGGGACUUCAAGGACCCAGGUUUCAGGGUGCAGCUUAUUGAUACUGUGAAUUCCUUGUUGAAUCUCAGAGUCGUUCCUGUUUUCAAUGAAAAUGAUGCAAUCAGUACCCGUAGAGCUCCAUAUGAGGACGCAUCUGGUAUAUUUUGGGAUAAUGAUAGUUUAGCAGCGCUACUGGCUUUGGAGUUGAAUGCUGAUCUCCUUGUAUUGCUUAGUGAUGUGGAGGGCCUACUUAGUGGCCCACCUGGCGAACCUCAUUCCAAGAUCAUACACACAUACAUUAAGGAUAUACAUGAGAAGGAGAUUACUUUUGGGGACAAAUCAAGGGUGGGAAGAGGCGGUAUGACAACAAAAGUGAAGGCAGCAGUUCAUUCUGCUGAUAGAGGAACUCCGGUUGUGAUCACAAGUGGUUUUGCUACCGAUAACAUUAUCAAAGUACUGCGAGGCGAGAGAAUCGGAACGGUUUUCCAUCGAGAUGCACAUUUAUGGGUAUACCCUAAGGAAACUGGUGCACGUGAGAUGGCUGUUUCAGCAAGGGAAUCUUCUAGACGACUUCAGAGCUUAUCUUCAGAGGAGAGGAGGAAGAUCCUGCUGGAUAUUGCUAAGGCUUUAGAAGCUAAUGAAGAAUUAAUUAAAUCUGAAAAUGAGGCCGAUGUUGUUGCUGCCCAAAAGGCUGGGUAUGAAACAUCACUGAUAUCUCGGCUAACUCUGAAGCCUGGAAAGAUAUCAAGCCUUUCAAAAUCCAUACGUACACUUGCAGACAUGGAAGAUCCCAUUGGACAGACUCUUAAAAAAACCGAGCUCGCUGAUGGUCUAAUCUUGGAGAAGACAUCAUGCCCAUUGGGAGUUCUACUGAUUGUUUUUGAAUCACGACCUGAUGCAUUAGUUCAGAUUGCAUCUUUAGCAGUUCGUAGUGGGAAUGGUCUUCUUCUGAAAGGUGGCAAAGAAGCCAUGAGAUCUAACGCCAUCUUGCAUAAGAUUAUUACUGGAGCAAUACCAGAUAAUGUAGGCAAAAGGCUUAUAGGACUUGUCACAUCAAGAGACGAAAUUCCUGAUCUUUUAAAGCUCGAUGACGUGAUUGAUCUUGUUAUUCCAAGAGGCAGCAACAAGCUUGUAUCUCAAAUCAAGGAGUCUACAAAGAUUCCUGUUCUAGGGCAUUCUGAUGGAAUUUGUCAUGUUUAUGUUGACAAAUCAGCUAACAUGGAUAUGGCAAAGCAAGUUGUUUUGGAUGCUAAGGCAGAUUAUCCUGCAGCCUGUAAUGCGAUGGAAACACUUCUUGUACACAAGGACAUUGUAGGGACUACGGGACUUAAUGAUUUGAUAUUUCAACUUGAAGCUGAAGGAGUUGCUCUUUAUGGUGGACCCCAAGCAAGUCCUAAGUUAAACAUUCCUUUGGCACAUUCUCUCAACCACGAGUACAGCUCAAUGGCUUGCACAAUUGAAAUUGUUGAUGAUGUACAUUCUGCAAUUGACCAUAUAAAUCACCAUGGAAGUGCACAUACUGACUGUAUAAUUAGUGAAGAUCGUGAAGUUGCAGAGGUCUUCCUUCACCAGGUUGACAGUGCUGCUGUCUUUCACAAUGCGAGCACACGUUUUUGUGAUGGAGCUCGUUUUGGACUAGGUGCAGAGGUUGGCAUUAGUACGGGCAGAAUUCAUGCUCGUGGUCCUGUUGGCGUUGAAGGGUUACUAACAACAAGAUGGAUCCUAAGAGGAAGUGGCCAGGUCGUGGAUGGCGAUAAAGGUGUUAGUUACAUUCACAAGAAUCUUUCACUGAAUGUGACUGCUUCCCAGGUGAAUGGCUGGAUGCAUGGCGUAUCCAUAUGAUGAGUUAACAAUUUGUAGGGUGAGAAGGCUGGAAAUGGUUUUGUCUACGUGAUGAGAUGAACAUUUGGAGGCUGAGAAAGCUCUGCAGAUAUGUCAACAUGCACUAGGAAUUAUUUUUUGAACUCGCGGGUUUUAUAGUCGAGGAAUUAGAGAGGGGUGCUUCCCUUAGGGUAGUCAAGUUCUUAGUAGCUCAUGGCUAAAGUUCCACGUAGCUGGAUGCAUUCUCAAAAGAGAGUUAAUAAUGUUGAUGGUGUCAGUUUUUUUUGCUUAUGCUUGAUGAAUCUCUAUUGCUUGUUGUAUUUGUAUGUUAUUUGGAUGAUUAUCUUAGUAGGUUUUUACGCACGAUAUUUUAUCCUAUGUGAAGAUUAUUAAAGAAUGAAAUAAAGAAGUGGAAAUGUCAUUUGGUUUCA